AUGAUGCUGAGGGUCAUCCCCAAUCAGUUGCUGGAGCAGCGUCCUCUCUUUGUGGAGAAUACAGAGCACGAGUAUCCCACUCCGAAGUCACUCUCAGAUCCAUCCAUGACUGAGGGACCCUCUGCUCCAGUUGAGCCAGACCUGCUGUCCUCCAACCUAACCAACUCUACAGACUGUGGAGAGGAGAUCCUGCUCUAUGGGGACACUGAGAAAAUCGUGAUUGGGACAGUGCUCUCCAUCAUCACCUUACUGACCAUCGCUGGCAACGCCUUGGUCAUCAUCUCGGUGUGCAUUGUCAAGAAGCUCCGGCAGCCCUCCAACUACCUGGUGAUCUCCUUGGCAGCAGCCGACCUCUCCGUUGCCUUUGCGGUCAUGCCCUUCGUGAUCAUUACGGAUCUGGUGGGAGGGGAGUGGCUGUUUGGGAAGGUGUUUUGCAAUGUGUUCAUCGCCAUGGAUGUUAUGUGCUGCACCGCUUCCAUCAUGACCUUGUGUGUCAUCAGCGUGGACAGGUACUUGGGGAUCACACGGCCGCUGACAUACCCCGUGAGACAAAACGGGAAACUAAUGGCCAAGAUGGUGUUCAUAGUUUGGCUUCUUUCUGCCUCCAUAACUCUUCCUCCGCUGUUUGGCUGGGCCAAGAACGUCAACGUUGAAAGAGUCUGCCUCAUCAGCCAGGACUUCGGGUACACCGUCUACUCCACUGGGGUCGCCUUCUACAUCCCCAUGACAGUCAUGCUUGUCAUGUACAGCCGGAUCUACAAAGCCGCCAAGGUCAGUGCAGAGAAACACCGGUUCAUGAGCUUCCCCAGACACCAGGAGCAGGAGGGGGUGUACUGCAUGGACGUCAGCGUCCGAGGCCAUCACAACUCCAAACGCAGCAAGGCAGUGGAGGAGUGCGCCACCUUAUCCAAACUGCUCAGGCAAGAUCGAAAGAACAUUUCCAUCUUCAAAAGGGAGCAGAAAGCAGCCAGGACCCUCGGCAUUAUCGUGGGGGCCUUUACCUUUUGCUGGUUUCCCUUCUUCCUGAUGUCCACGGCCCGGCCUUUCAUUUGUGGCAUCCAGUGCAGCUGCAUGCCUCUGCGGCUGGAGAGGACCCUGCUGUGGCUGGGUUACACCAACUCCCUUAUCAACCCCUUGAUCUAUGCUUUCUUCAACCGCGAUCUAAGGACUACUUUUUGGAACCUUCUGCGGUGCAGGUACAGGAACAUCAACAGGAGGCUGUCGGCAGCCAGCAUGCACGAGGCCUUGAAAGUCACAGAGAGACAUGAGGGCAUCUUGUAA
Emys orbicularis (European pond turtle) is the source of this 1281-nucleotide messenger RNA. Its product is annotated as 5-hydroxytryptamine receptor 7-like. Gene Ontology annotation, cellular component: dendrite; plasma membrane. The coding region runs from base 1 to 1281 and encodes 426 amino acids. Gene Ontology annotation, biological process: smooth muscle contraction; circadian rhythm; G protein-coupled receptor signaling pathway, coupled to cyclic nucleotide second messenger. Lineage: Eukaryota; Metazoa; Chordata; Testudines; Emydidae. The record is from RefSeq and is a predicted model, not a curated record. Gene Ontology annotation, molecular function: neurotransmitter receptor activity; G protein-coupled serotonin receptor activity. The transcript has 2 exons.